AUGAGUAGUGACAUAAAGAAACAAAUGAAUGAUUUUCGUAAGGCUCAUUUUACAGUUGGGUUUGAUAAAUCCUCUGGCAGUACUAAUUACGUGGAUGAUUAUACUGCCAAAAAACCGGAUAAGGAAUUGCCAACUACUGAAGAAGCUAAGCACUUUGAAGCAUACAUAGCAAAUCCUCGAAAAGCCCAUUUUGAAUUAGGAGAAGACAAUGUCAAUUAUUAAUCUAUUGCAAAAUUAUCAUUUAAUCCAAAAGAAUCAUAAAAAGCACAACUGUCUGAAGAAACCUAGAAAGAUCUACGUAAUCAUCAUUUUAAAUUGGGAUUCCACAGUGUCCCAAGUGAAACUGAAUAUUCCCAAUAUAAGAAUCAGCCUUUGGAUAUCCAGAAGAAACAAUAAGUAAAUAUUCGUAAACAUCAUCACGACUUUGGAGAUCUGAAAACUUACUUCACAACAACAUAUCAAGACACAAACAAGGAAUAUCACGUUUAAAAGGAAGAAUAUCAUGCACCAGAUAUUCGCAAGACCAAUAUCAAUAUAGGAAAUAAUCCAAUGGAUUACACUACUCAUUACGCUCGAUAUCAUGAUGGGUAACAGAAUCCCCAAACCCACAACAAAGGAAAUCUGGAGAAAUUUCUUAAAGAGUCUCAUCUUGUCUUGGGUGAAGAUCCUACAGUCAAGAGUUCACAGAACAAAGAUGCCUUCCAAGGAUAAUAGAAUAAAGAAGUCAUUAGAGUCAAUAAAGAAGUUUUAUUAGAUUUAAGAACAGCUCAUUUUGAUUUUGCUUAUCAAAAAGCAGAAAUGCCUUAAACAACAAAAUAAUCAAUGUUCUAAAAAACAGCCAUUGCAGUAUCAUAACCAAACUUACCUACCAGUUCAUUGACCAUUGGUACUCAUGGAUUCUUGAAUGAUCGAUACUAUCAAACUAGUUAUGCUACUAAUUAUGCUAAUCCAAAUACUUAGAAACCAGAACUUGUCAAAGAUCCCAGAAUCACAGCUGUCAAAUUUGGAGAUGAACAAGUAGAUUAUAAUACUGAGAACAAUAGAAAUUACUAGAUACCAGAAAAAGUAGAUUAAUUUAAAUUGGAUAGAAAUUAGAUAAGAGAUUUAAGAUAACAUCAUUUUUAAUUGGGAACUGACCCUAUUGAAUAUCCAUCAAAAACUAGUCAAAUUACUCCACAACCUAAUGCUUUGAGUGAAGAUCAACUCAAAGAUUUAAGAAGAUAGCAUUUUGUUUAUGGAAGUUAGAUAGGAACAUACAAUACUCACAAUUCAGAAUAUGGCACUAGACAAGGUCCUCCUAAUAAGUUGGAUGCAUAACUAUAGAAGGACUUAAGAAUGCAUCAUUUUGAAGAAGAUGGAGAAAGAGGUUUUUAAACUUCCUACAGGGCCAUGCAGCCAACACAAUGA
Molecule: messenger RNA, 1407 nt
Organism: Paramecium tetraurelia
Lineage: Eukaryota; Ciliophora; Oligohymenophorea; Peniculida; Parameciidae
Exons: 4
Source: RefSeq, a predicted model, not a curated record